Molecule: messenger RNA, 2194 nt
Organism: Sesamum indicum (sesame)
Lineage: Eukaryota; Viridiplantae; Streptophyta; Magnoliopsida; Lamiales; Pedaliaceae
Gene: SCL8
Product: SCARECROW-like 8
Source: RefSeq, a predicted model, not a curated record
UCAUCCACGCCAGUUGGAAACCUCGCAUAUCAUCGUUUCUCUCUCUAAAACCUCUUCGUUUCUCUCUCUAAAACUCGAAAUAUACUGUGUUUUCUCCCUCUUAUAAUGACAUGACGACAAGAAUCAAUCCACUGGCUUCAGAAUCGAAAACCCUCCUCCUAGAUUGAGUAUAGUAUACAAGAGAGAACAACCACCAGUUUUCCUGCAAAAUGUCUUCCGGAUUCUCCGGCGGUGGGCCGGACUUCUUCGCCGCCGGCGGGAGAGCCACGAGCAUGAACGGUGGUUAUAAUACCAAUCUUAACCCACAACAGCAGUUCUCGUUACGGUCGUUGAUUGCCGGAAUUCUGCCUGACCCGGCUGCGCAGAUCCGUCGACCGCAGUUGAUUGGGAAGAGAUCACUUUCUGAGUUUCAGCAGAAUCAACAAGGUUCAGGGUUUUAUCUCCGGAACGUGAAGUCGAGAGUAAAUUACCAGCAUGCAACUCCUAUAUCUCCCUUCUCUACGGUGGAGUUCUCUCCUGUCCCUUCCAUUUUGCCGGAAGCUUCUUCCGUUUCGAAUUCUAUGAUCUCGAGGUAUGGCCUUCCGAUUUGUCAGCCACACCGGCUACAACCUCUGACUUCCUCUAACAGAAAUGUUAACAAUGUGUGUCUCAAUUCGGGUACGACUCUUCCGGGUUUGGGCUCAGAAGUUCUGCGGCAGGACUCCGAGAAGAAGAUGAUGAAUCAUCGGUUACAAGAACUGGAAAAGGAGCUUUUGGGAGAGGAAGAAGACGGAGAAGCAGUAUCUGUUGUUACUAACAGCGAGUGGUCCGAGACAAUCCAGGAUCUAAUUAGCCCGAUCCGGAAGCCCAUUUCUCCAUCGCCGACUUCUUCUUCUUCCUCUUGUUCUUCUACUUCAGCUUCUCCUCCAAUUCCCUGCUCCAAACAGUCCUUGAUAGAUGCCGCUGUUGCUGUCUCUGAAGGAAAAUUGGAAGUCGCAGCCGGAAUACUCACGCGCCUCCAGCAGGUUGCGAACCCAAGGGGCAGCUCCGAACAGAGGGUCACGGCUCACAUGGUUUCUGCUCUCAAGUCGCGCGUGAACCCCACAGAGCAGCAUCGUUUGCCGGUGGGCGAUCUUUAUACUAAGGAGCAUGCCUUAUCAAUCCAAAUGUUAUAUGAUGUCUCGCCAUGUUUUAAGCUGGGUUUCAUGGCCGCCAAUCUGGCCAUCCUGGAGGCAACAUGGGAUCAGGGCUUUAACAAGGUUCAUGUCGUGGAUUUUGAUAUUGGUCGAGGCGGACAGUACAUGCAUUUGCUCCACGCGCUGGUGGCGAAGAAGCCAGCUGACAAACGCGCCGCCGCCGUCGCAUUAAAGAUCACUACCUUCACGGAUUCCGUCCCCGGGGACGAACAUAGGCUGAAAAUGGUUGGAGAAGGACUCAAAGCAUUGGCCAGCAAGAUCGGCGUUUGUUUAACUUUCUCAGUCAAAAACUCGACAACCACCGAUUUGAGCCGGGAUAAUUUGGGGGUGGAUCAGGACGAAGCCCUUGCCGUGAACUUUGCGUUCAAAUUGUACAAACUGGCGGAUGAGAGCGUGACGACGGAGAACCCGAGAGACGAGUUGCUCCGCCGCGUGAAAGGUCUCUCGCCGACUGUGACGACGGUGGUGGAGCAAGAUAUGAACGCCAAUACGGCUCCUUUAACGGCACGCGUGAGGGAAACUUGCGAAUACUACGGCGCAUUGUUCGAGUCGCUGGAGGCCACGGUGUCCAGAGAGAACCCGGAUCGAGUCCGGGUCGAGGAGGCGCUGGGCCGGAAAAUGGGCAACUCGGUGGCGUGCGAGGGGAGGGACCGGGUGGAAAGGUGCGAGGUAUUGGGGAAGUGGAGGGCCCGAAUGAGCAUGGCCGGGUUCCAGCCCUUGCCCAUGGGUCAACCCGUGGCUGAGUCGCUCCGGGUUAAGCUAAACUCCGGGACACGUGGCAACCCGGGGUUCACCGUCAGCGAUCAAUCCGGCGGAAUCUGCUUUGGGUGGAUGGGACGAACGCUCACCGUCGCAUCUGCUUGGCGUUAGUUUCACAUCUAAAAAGUGCUAAUUAGUUUCUAAAAACGUAAUUCUAUUUACGUGAUUAUUGUAUUAAUGUUUGUAUUAGCGUUUUCUCGAGGAAAGGGAUGACCCGCCAAAGGAAACAACAAUUAAUGAACACCGUGUGCUUAAGAUUC